This is a messenger RNA of Ailuropoda melanoleuca (giant panda), 5601 nucleotides long. RefSeq names its product myosin VI (gene MYO6). The coding region runs from base 206 to 3967 and encodes 1253 amino acids. The record is from RefSeq and is a predicted model, not a curated record. Gene Ontology annotation, molecular function: ATP binding; actin filament binding; microfilament motor activity. Gene Ontology annotation, cellular component: cytoplasm; ruffle; myosin complex. Gene Ontology annotation, biological process: actin filament organization; inner ear morphogenesis; actin filament-based movement. The transcript has 32 exons. NCBI's taxonomy places the organism in Eukaryota, Metazoa, Chordata, Mammalia, Carnivora, Ursidae.
GAGACGGACCCGGGAUCUGUCCGAGCAGGAAGCUAGCAGGAUCCCGGUGGCCGCCGCCCGUCUCAGAGCUCGUCCACGUCGUCGUCCUUUUCGCUCAACUUCAUCACCUUUCACCCCGCCCUCCGCCGCUCCGGCCACAGGUAGCCUCGCUGCCGCGCACCUGCCCUCGCGUCCGCACGGGAGAUAGUGGACACUCCCUUCAAAAAUGGAGGAUGGAAAGCCCGUUUGGGCGCCACACCCUACAGAUGGAUUUCAAAUGGGCAAUAUUGUAGAUAUUGGCCCUGACAGCUUAACAAUCGAACCCUUGAACCAAAAAGGCAAGACAUUUUUGGCUCUCAUAAACCAAGUGUUCCCUGCAGAAGAAGACAGCAAAAAAGAUGUGGAAGAUAAUUGUUCACUAAUGUAUUUAAAUGAAGCCACUCUUCUUCAUAAUAUCAAAGUUCGGUACAGUAAAGACAGAAUUUAUACAUAUGUUGCCAACAUUCUGAUUGCAGUGAACCCGUACUUUGACAUACCUAAAAUAUAUUCUUCAGAAGCAAUAAAGUCAUAUCAAGGAAAAUCUCUUGGGACAAUGCCACCUCAUGUGUUUGCAAUUGCUGAUAAGGCUUUUCGAGACAUGAAGGUGCUCAAGAUGAGCCAGUCUAUCAUUGUAUCUGGAGAAUCAGGAGCUGGCAAAACAGAAAAUACAAAAUUUGUCCUAAGAUAUCUGACUGAAUCCUAUGGAACAGGCCAAGAUAUUGAUGAUAGAAUUGUUGAAGCUAACCCACUGUUAGAAGCUUUUGGAAAUGCAAAGACUGUUCGCAACAAUAAUAGCAGUAGAUUUGGAAAAUUUGUAGAAAUACAUUUCAAUGAAAAGAGUUCAGUUGUUGGAGGAUUUGUUUCACAUUAUCUUCUGGAGAAAUCUAGAAUCUGUGUUCAAGGCAAAGAAGAAAGGAAUUAUCAUAUCUUUUAUAGGUUGUGUGCUGGUGCUUCUGAAGAUAUUAGGGAAAAACUUCAUUUGAGCUCCCCAGAUAAUUUUCGGUAUUUAAAUCGAGGCUGCACUAGAUACUUUGCUAACAAAGAAACUGACAAACAGAUUUUACAGAACCGAAAAAGUCCCGAGUAUCUUAAGGCAGGUUCCUUGAAAGAUCCUCUGUUAGAUGACCAUGGAGAUUUUAUUAGAAUGUGCACAGCCAUGAAAAAGAUCGGUUUGGAUGAUGAAGAAAAGCUCGAUCUGUUCCGGGUAGUAGCUGGUGUUCUGCACCUUGGAAAUAUUGAUUUUGAGGAAGCCGGCAACACUUCAGGUGGUUGUAAUCUGAAGAAUAAAUCUACUCAGGCAUUGGAACAUUGUGCUGAAUUACUAGGUUUGGAUCAAGAUGAUCUUCGAGUAAGUUUGACUACAAGAGUCAUGCUAACAACAGCAGGGGGCACCAAAGGAACAGUUAUAAAGGUACCCUUGAAAGUGGAGCAAGCAAACAAUGCCCGUGAUGCCUUGGCAAAGACUGUCUAUAGCCACCUUUUUGAUCACGUGGUAAACAGAGUAAAUCAGUGCUUUCCUUUUGAAACGUCGUCUUAUUUUAUUGGAGUCCUAGAUAUUGCUGGUUUCGAGUACUUUGAACACAACAGUUUUGAACAAUUUUGCAUCAACUAUUGCAAUGAAAAACUUCAACAAUUUUUUAAUGAAAGGAUUCUGAAGGAGGAACAAGAACUCUAUCAAAAAGAAGGCUUAGGUGUUAAUGAAGUGCAUUAUGUGGAUAAUCAGGAUUGUAUAGAUUUAAUCGAAGCAAAAUUAGUGGGGAUAUUGGAUAUUUUAGAUGAAGAAAAUCGUCUUCCCCAGCCAAGUGAUCAACACUUUACAUCUGCAGUUCACCAGAAACACAAAGAACAUUUCCGACUCACUAUACCCAGAAAAUCUAAGUUGGCAGUUCAUAGGAACAUCAGAGAUGACGAAGGCUUCAUUAUCAGGCAUUUCGCAGGGGCAGUGUGCUAUGAAACAACCCAGUUUGUGGAAAAAAAUAAUGAUGCUUUACAUAUGUCUCUUGAAUCCUUAAUAUGUGAAUCCAGAGAUAAAUUUAUACGAGAACUAUUUGAAUCAUCCACAAACAACAACAAAGAUACUAAACAAAAAGCAGGAAAACUUAGUUUCAUCAGUGUGGGAAACAAGUUUAAGACACAAUUAAACCUGCUUCUGGAUAAACUUCGAAGUACUGGUGCCAGCUUUAUUCGUUGUAUCAAACCUAAUUUAAAGAUGACAAGCCACCACUUUGAAGGUGCCCAAAUUUUGUCUCAACUUCAAUGUUCAGGUAUGGUGUCUGUUUUGGACUUAAUGCAGGGUGGUUUCCCAUCACGAGCUUCCUUUCACGAACUCUACAACAUGUAUAAAAAGUAUAUGCCAGAUAAACUUGCAAGAUUAGACCCAAGACUGUUUUGUAAGGCUCUUUUUAAAGCUUUGGGCUUAAAUGAAAUUGACUACAAGUUUGGGUUAACAAAAGUAUUUUUUAGACCUGGCAAGUUUGCAGAAUUUGAUCAGAUUAUGAAGUCUGACCCUGAUCAUUUAGCAAAAUUGGUUAAAAGAGUCAAUCACUGGCUUAUCUGCAGUCGCUGGAAGAAAGUUCAGUGGUGCUCACUCUCAGUCAUCAAAUUGAAAAACAAAAUAAAAUAUCGAGCUGAAGCCUGCAUUAAAAUGCAAAAAACUGUUCGAAUGUGGCUUUGCAAAAGGAGACACAAACCUCGCAUUGAUGGCCUGGUUAAGGUGGGCACGCUGAAAAAACGACUUGGUAAAUUUAAUGAAGUAGUAAGUACACUGAAAGAUGGAAAACCAGAGGUCAAUAAACAGGUCAAGGACCUUGAAAUUUCUAUUGAUGCUUUAAUGGCCAAAAUUAAGUCCACUAUGAUGACGAGGGAACAAAUACAGAGAGAAUAUGACGCGCUAGUUAAAAGCUCGGAGGAACUUCUCAGUGCAUUGCAGAGAAAAAAACAGCAGGAAGAGGAAGCAGAAAGGCUGAGGCGUAUUCAAGAAGAAAUGGAAAAAGAAAGAAAAAGACGUGAAGAAGAUGAACAACGUCGAAGAAAGGAAGAGGAGGAAAGGCGGAUGAAACUUGAGAUGGAAGCAAAGAGAAAACAAGAAGAAGAAGAGAGGAAGAAAAGAGAAGAUGAUGAAAAACGUAUUCAGGCUGAAGUGGAGAAGCAGCUGGCCCGACAGCGGGAGGAGGAGUCCCAGCAGCAGGUGGUUCUGGAGCAGGAGCGCCGAGACCGGGAGCUGGCCCUGCGGAUAGCCCAGAGUGAAGCUGAGCUCAUCAGCGAAGAGGCCCAGGCUGACCUGUCGCUCCGGAGAGGUCCUGCUGUACAAGCCACCAAGGCAGCUGCUGGUACCAAGAAAUACGAUCUCAGUAAAUGGAAAUAUGCGGAACUACGUGAUACCAUCAAUACUUCUUGUGACAUUGAACUCCUGGCAGCUUGCAGAGAAGAAUUUCACAGGAGACUAAAAGUGUAUCAUGCAUGGAAAUCCAAGAAUAAGAAGAGAAAUACUGAAACAGAGCAACGUGCUCCGAAGUCUGUUACUGAUUAUGCUCAGCAGAACCCGGCGUCUCAGCGUCCUGCCAGGCAGCAGGAGAUCGAAAUGAACCGGCAGCAACGCUUCUUCCGUAUUCCAUUCAUCCGCCCUGCCGACCAGUACAAAAACCCGCAGAACAAGAAGAAAGGCUGGUGGUACGCCCAUUUCGACGGACCGUGGAUUGCCCGGCAAAUGGAACUCCAUCCUGACAAGCCACCCAUCCUUCUUGUGGCUGGUAAGGACGACAUGGAGAUGUGUGAGCUGAAUCUGGAAGAGACAGGCCUGACUCGAAAGCGUGGUGCUGAGAUUUUGCCAAGACAGUUCGAAGAGAUUUGGGAACGCUGUGGAGGCAUCCAGUACCUCCAGAAAGCAAUUGAGAGCAGGCAGGCUAGGCCCACGUAUGCAACGGCCAUGCUGCAGAAUCUGUUCAAAUAGACGCGGCAGCCUUCCCUGCAGCUGGGAGCCCGCGCGUGGUCCUAGGUAGGGUGUGUGCCCCAGAGGUCGACCCAUUCCAUGAUCAUGUUAGAACUGCUUAUACAAGUGAGCAGAUUUUAGUAAUCAUGGCUUUUUGUUAAUUUCAGGUAAAUGAUGGUAGUGAAUUGGGGACGUAAACAUUAUUUUCCUGUAUCCAGCUGUAACUGUUAAGCUUCUCCUCGUUCUAAUACUUGUUAACACUUGGACAGAUUCUGACAUUUCUCAUUCUUUGCCAAUAGACUACCUUGAAGUCCAUCGUAAUUGUUCUCUAGGAAAAUAAAUUUUUUAAAAGCUCAAAAUCCUAACUUUUACAAGAAUGGCACAGAACCAUAUAGCUGGAAUAAUGAAACCUUAGCUUAAAGUUUCUUAAAAAAGUUAAGGCACUUAAAAUAAUCAGGGCACUGAUGUUUUGAUCUGAAAAGCUGUGUACUUUUUUUCAUUUACUUUUUCAGAAAUUCAUGGAAAUUUGCAUUGAAGGUGGAAAUUUUUGUUUUUCCCCCUCCUUUGUGGCGUGUCCUAGUUUGAAUAAAGCAAUUCACCUGAACCUCUAGAAUUCCAGAAAGAGCCUCAAUGUAUUUGACGUGCUCUGUGAGAGAGGAGGCACUCUCAGUAUCUUGCACAGAUUUUUUUUUUUUCUAUCACAAUGUGUCACUAUAGAAAAAUAUUUUCUUCUAUUCCACGGACAAAUAAAGGAAAUUCAGACAAUUUAAAUGCUUAAAAGUUUUGUGAUAACUUGUUUCAUUUAGAAAAGGAAAUAGGUUUUCCGUGGCACUGUGGCUUAACUGGACUGAAUGCAAAUAUUCUUUCAACUUCAUCUCAAUUGUGAUUUUUUUUAUCAGAAUCUGGUCCAAGUUGUUUCAUAUGACUUAAACUAGUGUUGUGCUGCAAAACAUCUUUGUUUUUAAAAAAAUUCCUAGUGUCUAUUUUGGCCUUGAGAUUUUGGUAAUUGUAGAGCUGUUUUAUAAGCUUUGUGAUUCAAAGUCCAGUACUUAGUAAGUAAUUGUUUAUUUCAUGUAACUGAUAAUUUAAUUGUUUUUCUUUGUGUGGUGUUAGUUUUGAUCAAAUGUCAGUAGUUUCAAGCCUAAUAUUUAUGACUUCAUGUUAGGGAUUUGGAGACAAAGAUACAUCAAGGAAUUAUGCUGACAUAAUCUAAUGAGUCUUGUUUGUGUUUUAGAAUAAAAUUAGAAAAAUAAAAGUAUUCUUUGCACUUUUUCUCCCUGAUUUUUAAAGAUCUUAACCUUUGAAAUGAUUUCCAGUGAUUCUUUUUUUUUUCCAGAAAGAGCACCUCAGUUAGGAAAGUAUUUCCCAGCUGAUUAGAUUAGUGCUUUUGAGCCACACUGUUUUCAGAAUUGCUUCUCUCAUAAUAUGUGUCUCAGUACAGAAAUAUUUAUUUAUUAUGAUACUGUGCAAAUGAUUGUUUCCUGUUAAAGAAAUUAAAUGGUCCUGUCUGUGCUGUUGAGAAUGUGAAUAUGAUUAUGUUUUGAAGUCUGUAUUACUGCAGAGAUUCACCCACUCUCGGGCCAUUUGGUCCCUGUGACUGGUGACAGAAGGUCUGGUUACUGAAAAUAAAUGACCUAUUCUCUCUCUUCUCAUCA